Loa loa (African eye worm) is the source of this 420-nucleotide messenger RNA. RefSeq lists its product as hypothetical. The transcript has 3 exons. NCBI's taxonomy places the organism in Eukaryota, Metazoa, Nematoda, Chromadorea, Rhabditida, Onchocercidae. The record is from RefSeq and is a predicted model, not a curated record. Bases 1 to 420 code for a protein of 139 amino acids.
AUGAAUGAAACUGUCAUUAAUGUUGUCAUCCUCCAAUGUUGUUAUUUAUAUCUACCGGCUUCAUUUAUUCCAAACAAUAAUUAUGACAAUUUUUACCUUCGAUUAUUUAUUCAUAAGAAUGAUUAUUUAUUAACAAAAGCUGUUUGUAGAUUGAUAUCUGAUGUAGGAAAGUUUUCAAAAUGCGAAAAUUACGACAACGUACGAAUUCGAAGACUUUGUGCUACAAUUUUGGCACUAUUUAAUGCAUGCAAUAAUAUUAUAAAUGUUCCACAACUUGAUUAUACCGCCUUGGAACCAUUAAUUCAAUAUCAUUUAUCAAUUUGUCAAAAUCCUCCAAAUCCAUCAUUACGAACAAUUCUUGGCCGAUCAAAUCUUGAUUUGGUUUAUGUUGUUUCAUCACUUGUUGAACAAGUUAGGUAA